AGACGCGGAAGUCAAGUCGCAGUUGUUCACGGAUACUUUAUCGAAGUUGUUUAUCGACAACAAAAAAAGGCCAGAUUAAUCGAAGAUGGCGUUAGACGGCUCGACCACCGAGUAGAUUAUAGAUUCAUGUGGAUUAAUCGCUGGUGAUGGUGGAUGAAUUCUCACGGGCUGCAGCUCCGGUGACAGAUGGAAGAGCUCUACACGCUGGAGAAGGAGGUCGGACGGGGCAGCUAUGGCGUGGUCUUUGAGGGACAUAUGGCCAGAACGGGGCAGAGGGUGGCGAUCAAGCGGCUUCCCUGCAGCAACCCGGAGUGCAUUGAACUGUACCUGCAGGAGCUGUGGGCCAUGAGAUCCACAGCCAAGAACCAUGUGAAUGUCAUCGCACUCCACAGUUGCCUCCUGCAGACGGGGCCGAGGAGCCUGAAGCCCCUAAAAUCAGGGAAGCUGCCUCUACCUCUGGUCGAGAGUGUGUUGAAGGGCAGUGUAGUCCGAGCACAGCAAGGUCAAGAGAGGGACAACUCACAAUCGAGCACCCAGAGGAGUGUUAACUCUGUCUCCAGACUUCAGGACAGGACCAACACAGUCUCGGCUAGGUCCAAGCUCCAGGACAAGGAGCAAUCAAAUGCAUCUACAACCCCACAGAGGCCGCAGAACAGAGCCAGGAAGAGACCGGCCCAGAGGGAGGAAGAGCAGCCGGAGCCCCUGCGCUGCCUGGCCCUGUGGCUCGUCAUGGAGUACUGCGAUGGGGGAGACUUGAAUCAGUACCUGCUCUCCAGUCCACCUGAUGCCCAGCGUAACCUCAGUGUGGUGCAACAGCUCUGCAGUGCCGUGGCCUUCCUGCAUUGCCUGGGUAUCACCCACCGAGACCUGAAGCCUGACAAUGUGCUGGUCUGUGUGACACCCAAAGGCCCUGUUGUCAAGGUGGCAGACUUUGGUCUGAGCAAGAUGAGUGAAGGUCUGUUGGAUGGAGACCUGACGAGGCAGCACUUCUCCUCCACCUGUGGCUCUGACUUCUACAUGGCUCCGGAGGUGUGGGGUGGACUGACCUACACAGCCCAGGCUGACAUCUUCUCCCUGGGUGUGAUGUUCUGGGCUGUCCUGGAGAGAAUCACCUUUGUGGAAGAAGGGACCACGCAGGAACAGCUGGGUGCCUAUGUGUGUAAGGGCCGCUGGUUGAUGCCGCUGGGUGAAGCAUUGUGGGAGAACGCCGACCUCCAGCUGUGCAUCCCUAUGAAGUUCAAGAGAGCCCCCCCGCUGCCGCCCCCUCCCGGUCCAGCCAUGUGCACCCUGCUUUUAGACAUGCUCGCCGCAGACCCGGAUUCUCGGCCCCCAGCAAACCAGCUGGAGGCCAGAGUGCGCUCUGCUCUGAAAGAGGACUCCCGCUGACACAAAGUGGUCUUAACAGACCAUAAUGGCUGUAAUCGCUAUAGCCACUACAUGGAAAUAUUGACUGUGGCCCCCCGACUGCAGUGUAUCCUACAUGUGUAAGCAAUAGCCACUUUGUUGCCGCGGGGGGAAGUGGGGAUAAGAAAUAUGUAUGAUUACGUGGGAUUGCAGCAGGUGCUAUUUCUGUCACAGAAACAGCAGCUCAAUUCAUAAACUGGAGAAAACCACAUAAAGGGAGCGUUAGUGAAAUAGUCGAGGUCUGCUGAGGCUCUGACCAGACACGCAGUGAUAUUUAAACAAGUCAAUAUAAAGAUCUAGUGGGACUCACUCGGCUGUACUUGACGUCGGCCCCACGCUGUUGCUUGGACCUGGAAUGCUUGACACAGAAAAUCAAUUUCAGUGUGUGUAUGUGGCUGAAAAUGAAAUGUAAGGGAUUAGUGCUGCUGCUGUUGGUCUGCACGUCAUUGUUUUCUCUGCUUUAUUUCAGGUGUUGCAUCUGACUUGAUUUGUAGACACUGAAGUUUUUACUUGCUAGCAUUUAAUAGUUUUGUGCUUUUUAUCUCUCACGUCUUCAGAUCUUCACCACAUCAGUGUCACGUGGACCGAACAGAUGUAGCAGUAACUUAUUGACUCUGUCAGCAACACUGAGGUGAUGUUUGAGGUUUGAGUUUGUGGCAUUAUAUGAUGAACGCCUGUCAGUAUAAUUCCCCACAGAGCACAGCCUCCGCAUGUACAACAGGUCGGAGCCAUUAUACAAACACAACAGUCUCAGAAGCCUUUAACUACUUUAAAGGAACAGUUCACCCAGAAUGCUGUCACCGUUUACUCCCCGCUGUGUCAGGAGGAAAUGCAUUAAAAUACAUGAAAAACAAAACAUUUCUGGAGCUUCACAGCAAAAACAGCAUAGCAGCAUUCUCUUAAGAUACUAAAAACAUGAAAGCUCAUCCAGGAGCCCAGAGAUCCCAAACUGAUUUGAAAAGAUAUUUAUCUGGUUUUGAAAGCCAGAGUCGUCACUGUUUUCAGUGACUGUGUAGCUGUACAUCAGUUUGGGAUCUCUUUGGUGACACUGGAUGAGCUGCAUAGAGACAUUUCAUGUUUUGUAUUCUUUCAGUUGUCUUCAGCUUCUUCAGUUGUUCAGGAGAAUGAUUCAACACUGUGAAGCUCCAGAGAUGUUUUGUGGAUUACUUCACCUGACUUGCCAUCGAUACAGAGCUGAGUAGAUGAUGACUUGAAUUUGUGUUUUUGGGUGAAUCUUUUUCUUCCUUUUUCUGCUUUAAUACUUUAAUACUUUUUCAGGGAUGUCGAUAUAUUUCAUAUUUGCUUUGCACUUGAAUUCAAAUGACUUGAAAGUUGAAAAUGUUUUUUUUUUCUUUAAAUGUGUUUAUUUUAAAAUCCAGUUUUUUGAGUGUUUCUCCAGUUUUCUGUUAAGUCAGUAACAUAAAAGACUUAAAGUGAA
Acanthopagrus latus (yellowfin seabream) is the source of this 2842-nucleotide messenger RNA. RefSeq lists its product as uncharacterized. Gene Ontology annotation, molecular function: ATP binding; protein kinase activity. The record is from RefSeq and is a predicted model, not a curated record. NCBI's taxonomy places the organism in Eukaryota, Metazoa, Chordata, Actinopteri, Spariformes, Sparidae. Gene Ontology annotation, biological process: protein phosphorylation. The transcript is spliced from 4 exons. Bases 187 to 1386 code for a protein of 399 amino acids.